Messenger RNA from Pezoporus flaviventris, 887 nucleotides. It is a transcript of the gene TIMP2, whose product is annotated as TIMP metallopeptidase inhibitor 2. Gene Ontology annotation, molecular function: metalloendopeptidase inhibitor activity; protease binding. Lineage: Eukaryota; Metazoa; Chordata; Aves; Psittaciformes; Psittacidae. Bases 174 to 836 code for a protein of 220 amino acids. The transcript is spliced from 5 exons. Gene Ontology annotation, biological process: negative regulation of endopeptidase activity; negative regulation of membrane protein ectodomain proteolysis. Gene Ontology annotation, cellular component: extracellular matrix. The record is from RefSeq and is a predicted model, not a curated record.
GGCAGCCGGGGAAGGAAGAAAACACCCCCAUAGAAGGCAGCGGAGCAGCGGCCACAGCAGCGCCCGCAACGCCGCGGCCGCCGGCCCCAAACUUUCUGGCGGCGGCUCGGGCGGGCCCGGCGGUGGAUGCGGGUUUCUCGGCCGGGUCGCUGAGCCUGCAGCCCCGCCGCACGAUGCCCGCCGCGCUGCCCAGCCUGCUGGCCUGGCUGCUCGUGCUGCUGCUCGGCAGGGCCCGCCCGGCCGACGCCUGCAGCUGCUCGCCCAUCCACCCGCAGCAGGCCUUCUGCAACGCGGACGUAGUGAUCCGAGCAAAGGCCGUGUCUGCCAAAGAGGUGGAUUCAGGGAAUGACAUAUACGGGAAUCCGAUCAAACGAAUCCAGUAUGAAAUCAAGCAGAUCAAGAUGUUCAAGGGCCCUGAUAAGGACAUAGAGUUCAUCUACACGGCUCCAUCCACCGCCGUGUGCGGCCGGCUGCUGGACACCGGCGGAAAAAAGGAAUAUCUCAUUGCAGGCAAGUCAGAGGGCAAUGGCAAGAUGCACAUCACGCUUUGUGACUUGGUCUCCACCUGGGACUCACUGAGCCCAACCCAGAAGAAGAGCCUAAACCAGCGGUACCAGAUGGGCUGCGAAUGCAAGAUCUCGCGCUGUCUCUCCAUCCCCUGCUUCGUCUCCUCCUCGGAUGAGUGUCUCUGGACAGACUGGGCGAUGGAGAAGAACAACGUGGAUGGGCGGCAGGCGAAACACUACGCUUGCAUCAAGAGGAGCGAUGGCUCAUGUGCCUGGUACCGCGGCAUGGCACCCCCCAAGCAAGAGUUUCUUGACAUUGAGGACCCCUAAAGCCAAACAAGCGCAUUCCAGUAGCCAGUAGAAAAAACCUGCGAGAUGUUA